This is a messenger RNA of Effrenium voratum, 4323 nucleotides long. The record is from the annotation of a GenBank genome assembly. NCBI's taxonomy places the organism in Eukaryota, Dinophyceae, Suessiales, Symbiodiniaceae.
AUGUUGCUGAAAGAUGUGGGCUUGCGCAAAGCGCAGAUCGCGAAGGCAGUGGCUUCUCGUCCGUCAUUGCUGGGCUGUAGUAUUGAGGACAACCUGAAGCCAACCGUGCGCUGGCUUGCAGCGCUGGGGUUGAGCAAAGAGCAGAUCGCGAAGGCAGUGGCUUCCUUUCCGUCGUUGUUGAGCUGCAGCAUUGAGGACAACCUGAAGCCAAGCGUGCGCUGGUUUGCAGAGCUGGGGUUGAGCAAAGAGCAGAUCGCGAAGGCAGUGACGUCUUGUCCGUCAUUGCUGGGUUGCAGCAUUGAGGACAACCUGAAGCCCACAGUGCGCUGGUUUGCAGAGCUGGGGCUGAGCAAAGCGCAGAUCGCGAAGGUAGUGGCUUCCUUUCCGUCGUUGCUGAGCUACAGCAUUGAGGACAACCUGAAGCCCACAGUGCGCUGGUUUGCAGACCUGGGGUUGAGCAAAGCACAGAUCGGGAAGGCAGUGGCUUCUUGUCCGUCAUUGCUGGGCUGCAGCAUUGAGGACAACCUGAAGCCCACAGUGUGCUGGUUUGCCCAGCUUGGGUUGAGCAAAGCGCUGAUCGCGAAGGCAGUGGCUUCUCGUCCGUCAUUGUUGAGCUGCAGCAUUGAGGACAACCUGAAGCCCACAGUGCGCUGGUUUGCAGCGCUGGGGUUGAGCAAAGCGCAGAUCGCGAAGGCAGUGGCUUCUUGUCCGUCAUUGCUGAGCUACAGCAUUGAGGACAACCUGAAGCCAACCUUGCGGUGGUUUGCAGAGCUGGGGUUGAGCAAAGAGCAGAUCGCGAAGGCAGUGGCUUCCUGUCCGUCAUUGCUGGGCUGUAGUAUUGAGGACAACCUGAAGCCAACCGCGCGGUGGUUUGCGGAGCUGGGGUUGAGCAAAGAGCAGAUCGCGAAGGCAGUGGCUUCUUGUCCGUCAUUGCUGGGCUGCAGCAUUAAGGACAACCUGAAGCCCACAGUGCGCUGGUUUGCAGACCUGGGGUUGAGCAAAGCGCAGAUCGCGAAGGCAGUGGCUUCUCGUCCGUCAUUGUUGAGCUGCAGCAUUGAGGACAACCUGAAGCCCACAGUGCGCUGGUUUGCAGCGCUGGGGUUGAGCAAAGCGCAGAUCGCGAAGGCAGUGGCUUCUUGUCCGUCAUUGCUGAGCUACAGCAUUGAGGACAACCUGAAGCCAACCUUGCGCUGGUUUGCAGAGCUGGGGUUGAGCAAAGAGCAGAUCGCGAAGGCAGUGGCUUCCUGUCCGUCAUUGCUGGGCUGUAGUAUUGAGGACAACCUGAAGCCAACCGCGCGGUGGUUUGCGGAGCUGGGGUUGAGCAAAGAGCAGAUCGCGAAGGCAGUGGCUUCUUGUCCGUCAUUGCUGGGCUGCAGCAUUAAGGACAACCUGAAGCCCACAGUGCGCUGGUUUGCAGACCUGGGGUUGAGCAAAGCGCUGAUCGCGAAGGCAGUGGCUUCUCGUCCGUCAUUGUUGAGCUGCAGCAUUGAGGACAACCUGAAGCCCACAGUUCGAUGGUUUGCAGCGCUGAGGUUGAGCAAAGCGCAGAUCGCGAAGGCAGUGGCUUCCUUUUCGUCAUUGCUGAGCUACAGCAUUGAGGACAACCUGAAGCCACCCGUGCGGUGGUUUGCAGAGCUGGGGUUGAGCAAAGAGCAGAUCGCGAAGGCAGUGGCGUCUUGUCCGUCAUUGCUGGGCUGCAGCAUUGAGGACAACUUGAAGCCCACAGUGCGCUGGUUUGCAGAGCUGGGGCUGAGCAAAGCGCAGAUCGCAAAGGCGCGCACCUUCAACAGCGAGCCGUCCAAGAGCACCGCAGCCUUGCAGAGCCUGGGUCUGCUGACCAACCCCGUGACCCCCGAGUCCAUGGCGGAGUUUCUGCGGCACACUCCUGGCUUGGACAUGCGCGUUGUAGGGGAGUACUUGUCCAAGCGCCAUGACUUCAAUUGCCAGGUGACGAAGUCUUUCAUGGACUCCUUCCCCUUCCCAGGCCUGGGUAUGGUUGAGGGUCUGCGGAUGGCGCUGGCGACCUUCCGCCUGCCCGGAGAGGCCCAGUGCAUCGACCGGCUCAUGGAGAGCUUUGCCCAGGCAUACUUUAGAUCCCAGGUCCUUGCGGACGGCUACGGGGCAGCUGCUGGGGAGGAUGCCUGCAAGCCGCAGAACCCCUUGUCGCAGCCGCGUUGGAUUCCCCGCGAGAGGUCGCCGGAGGAGGCCGAGCUCACUCGCCACGGCCCAGAGGAUGCUGCUGAGGAGCCGAGCCGGGUUUUGAUGAAUACCUCUGACACCAUCUUCAUCCUGGCCUUCUCCAUCAUCAUGCUCAACACGGAUCUGCACAACCCGGGCGUGAAGAAGAAGAUGUGCCUGGAAGAAUUUGUGCGCAACAACCGGGGCAUCGAUGGUGGCAAGGACCUGCCCCAGUACUUCUUGCGGGACAUCUACGAGUCCAUCCGCGACGAUGAGAUCCGGCUGCACGGGGAGACGGCCAGCGAGUCGGACGAAGUCAUCGACGACUUCUUCUGGGAAGGCAUCCUGCUGCGCAGUGAGAGCAUCGAUGCCUUUAGCGCCACCGAGCGGUUGCUCUCAGAGGCCGCCCCUGGCACUACCGAGCGGGACAUGCUGCAGGUGGUCCUGGAUUGCCAGCCAUUGCCAGUGCUCACGCAGUGCUAUGAGUCAGUGCCGGAUGCGACGGUGGCCAUGCAGGCGAUGACUGGCUUCCAGGAUCUGGCUCGGAUCAGUGCCUACUUUGACAACUUUGAAACUGUCAGCAGCCUCGUGCGCACCAUCUUCCAGUACUGCUCUAGCGCAGCUGUAGGUGCCGUCACGGUGCGCUGCCAGAUCGCGCUGGGCUCGUCGGAGCAGUGCGUGAGCCACUUCGCGUCCAUGUUUCGCGAGGCAGAGUGGCGGGGCGUUCUGGAGGUGCUACUGCAGCUGUGGGCUUUGGACCUGCUGCCACCGCACUUCUCCGAGUUCGACGACUUCUCGGGCACCGACGGCAAGCCCCUGGAGAGCCUCUGCAACAUCAGGCCGCUGUACCCGCCGCCAGAGGCGCGCGCAGUUUCUGCCGAGACACAGGUGCUGGCCUCUCCACAGGUCACAACGGCAGAUGCUGGAGACGGCUUCCUGGAAAGUUUGGCGCGCUGGUUCGAGGAUGAGACACGCGAUGAAGAUGAGGAGGAGGGAGAAAGCCGACCGCAGGACGACCUGCUGGGCACUUCCCUCCCUCCAGGCGCUGCCAAGCAGGAGGUCGAGGCGAAGGCCUUGCCGGUGGAUGCCUCUGACCCGGGGCUGAUUCACCAGAAGGUGAAGCAGUAUGUGGGGCGCUCGGGCUUCGUAGAGGUCCUGGGUGCCGCCGGGGUGGGCAAGCUGCCGCCGGAGAGCCUUCAGUGCCUGGCGAAGGCGCUGGUCCAGCUUUCGCGGCCAAAGAACUGGUUUGUGCAGGCCCCACCACCAUCGCAGGAGGACUGGCAUGAAGUGGCAGACCCGGUCUUCUGCCUGGAGCUGCUGACGAACCUCACCACCAUGCCGGUGCCGGCCAGCCACUGCUUGUCGCACAUUUGGCCCCUGGUGAGCACGCACUUUGAGCGGCUACUCCAGUACGUCAUCGCCGGCAACGGCGUCUCGGAGACCCAGUUCAUAGAGCGCCUCAUCGUCAACACGCUGAGGUUAUGCAUCCGGCUCAUCGGCAACAGUGAGCUGGUUCCCACUCUGCUGAUGCUCACACAGCACUUGUCCAAGCUCCCCGCCAACCUCUUUGCUUCAUACUCAGAGAGGAUCGCCUGUGGCACUUUGGUGUUGGUGCAGGAGGCAAACUUGCCCCACAGCGGCCUCUGCAAUAUCUUCGCCUUGUUGAAGCGUAUUGCAGAAGUGCCUUCAGGCGUUGGUGCCUGCAGCGCUGGCAUUGAGUGCUUGAACUACUGGCUGUCGGAUGACCAGGAGCUCUCUCGGCUCUUGUCGCUCCAGCAAUUCCCUGAGUUGCUGAAGACUCUGAAGGCCUUUGGCCAGCACAGCACCAGCGCCUCCACAACGGCGCUGGGACACCUCUCCAGCCUCGUGCCACAGCUGGCGCGAGGUGCCCGGUGCCUGCCGCCGGAGGCCCAGUCACAAUGGCAGUCGCUGUGGGUGCCCACGCUGCAAGCGCUGGCGGACAUCGCCAAGGAGGGCUCCCAGCGCUCCUCUGCACAGGCCUUUGUGUACCUCCAACGGCUACUGCUGGAGUGCGGCACAGAUCUGGCGCUCCCCUGGGCCUGGUGCCUAGAGCCUCGAGCCAAAGCUCAGGAACAGUUGGAGUUUGCAGCAUGGAAGGAGUGCUUGGAGCAGGCGCGAGUGUGA